AUGUCAGGUUCAAGGGACCGGUCCAUGCCGCAGGACCUCAGACACUCGGAGGACAGACGACGACACAGGACGAGCUCAAGAUCGCCUGAUCGCUCACAUCACCCCAAGAGCUCACGCGACGAUGAGAGACACAGCAAGCAUAGGGACUACCGAGAGCGGGAGGAUCGCCAUGAGAGGAGCCACCACCACGGGGCCUCAGAGAGGUCCAAGCACGGCUCGGAGCGCAAGCACAGGCACAGCGAAGACCCGGACGCCUCAUCCAAGUCCCACCACAAGCGCCGCCGGAGACGCUCUCGCUCCCCGCCCGGCUCGCGCGCCCUAGAGAAGCCUUCUUCUUCUUCUUCAGCAGCAGCAGCAGUAGCGACCAUGGCGGCGGCGCCGGCGCCGCUGCCCUUCGACGCGCGGGCCCUCUCGCGCGGGGACUACGCCGCCUUCGAGCCGCUGUUUGCGCACUACCUCGGCCUCCAGAAGCAGCUGUACCUGCCGGACCUGGACGGCCGCGAGGCGAGGGGCCGGUGGAAGAGCUUCGUGGGCAGGUGGAACCGCGGGGAGCUGGCCGAGGGCUGGUACGACCCGGAGAUGUUUGCGCGGGCGCGCGAGCUGGCCGAGGAGAACGGGGUCGGGGCGGCGCCGGGGAGGAAGAUCGCUGGAGGUCGUCAAGGCGGUGAUGACGAUGAUGAUGAUGGUGGUGGUGGCGACGGCAAGCAUGCGGAGAGCAGGAGAGAUGGCGACGCCCGGCGGGAAAAAGACGACGGCGACGAAGAAGAAGAAGAAGAAGAAGACGAGUGGGGCCCGACGUUACCCGGGGCAGCAGCAGCAACGUCCACCAGCAGCAGCAGUAGACGCGGGCCCGCCAUCCCCAGCAUGCAGGACCUGCAGGACCGGCGCGAGCAGGACGGGGAGGACCGCCUCGCGCGCGCCGACGCCCUGCGCCUGGCCCGGAGGGCCGACCGCGCCGAGCAGAAGGAGCGGCUGGACGAGCUGGUCCCGCGCGCCGAGCCGGGCACCCGCGAGCGGCGGCUCGAGAAGCGCGCGGCCGUCAACGACAAGAUGCGCGCGUUCCGGGACGCCUCGCCGGGCGGCAAUGCCGUCGACGACGCGGAGCUCAUGGGCGAGGGGGGCGACGGGGGCGGCGGGAUCGAAGAGCACAGGAGGGCCGUGGCCGCGGCGGCGCGGCGGCGCACGGAGCGCGAGAUACGGCGCGAGGAGGCGGACAGGGCGAGGGCGGAGGAGCGGGAGGAGAGGAUGCGGGAGUACCGCGAGCGCGAGGAGGCGACGGUCAGCAAGCUGAGGGAGCUGGCGAGGGCGAGGUUCGGGUGA
This is a messenger RNA of Thyridium curvatum, 1320 nucleotides long. RefSeq lists its product as uncharacterized. The transcript has a single exon. Bases 1 to 1320 code for a protein of 439 amino acids. Lineage: Eukaryota; Fungi; Ascomycota; Sordariomycetes; Thyridiales; Thyridiaceae. The record is from RefSeq and is a predicted model, not a curated record.